CAGAUGUAUCUGCUGCGCUCAUAGCUGGUAUCAUGAAAGCAGUAAUCCCAAACUUGUAGCCAUGAUUCCAUAACCAGCAUGUUUGCACACCAAAAAUAAGGAAACCAAUGCACAUGGACUCAACCAAAUACUUCUUGGGGUUGUAGCAACCAACAACACAGCAAUCUCCUCAGGAUGAACAGGAAAAGCUCCUGGAUGAAGCCAUUCAGGCUGUGAAGGUGCAGUCGUUCCAGAUGAAGAGAUGCUUGGACAAGAACAAGCUCAUGGAUGCUCUGAAACAUGCUUCCAACAUGCUUGGGGAGCUGCGGACUUCUAUGUUAUCUCCAAAGAGCUAUUAUGAGCUCUACAUGGCAAUUUCUGAUGAGCUGCACUACUUGGAAGUCUACCUGACAGAUGAAUUUGCCAAAGGCAGGAAAGUGGCAGACCUUUAUGAGCUAGUACAGUACGCUGGAAAUAUCAUUCCAAGACUGUAUCUGCUGAUAACAGUAGGUGUUGUCUAUGUCAAGUCGUUUCCACAGUCCAGGAAAGAUAUUUUAAAAGACCUGGUGGAGAUGUGCCGUGGAGUGCAGCAUCCUCUUAGAGGCCUCUUUCUUAGAAACUAUCUCCUGCAGUGUACCAGGAAUAUCUUACCAGAUGAAGGCGAGCAAGCAGAUGAAGAAACCACUGGAGAUAUCAGUGACUCGAUGGAUUUUGUGCUGCUGAACUUUGCUGAGAUGAACAAACUCUGGGUGCGAAUGCAGCACCAGGGCCACAGUCGGGACAGAGAGAAAAGGGAGCGUGAGAGGCAGGAGCUGAGGAUCCUCGUGGGAACAAACCUGGUUCGCCUCAGUCAGCUGGAAGGGGUUAAUGUGGAGCGAUACAAGCAGAUUGUUCUGCCUGGAAUACUGGAGCAAGUUGUGAACUGUAGAGAUGCUUUAGCUCAGGAGUACCUCAUGGAGUGCAUCAUACAGGUUUUCCCAGAUGAAUUUCACCUCCAAACCCUGAACCCAUUUCUCAGAGCCUGUGCUGAGCUGCACCAAAAUGUGAAUGUGAAAAAUAUAAUUAUUGCUUUAAUUGACAGGUUAGCUUUAUUUGCACAUCGUGAAGAUGGACCUGGUAUCCCAGCAGAUAUCAAACUGUUUGACAUCUUUUCACAGCAGGUUGCUACUGUUAUACAGUCUCGGCAGGAUAUGCCCUCAGAGGAUGUGGUGUCUUUGCAAGUUUCUCUCAUUAACCUGGCUAUGAAAUGCUACCCAGAUCGAGUGGACUAUGUUGACAAGGUGUUGGAGACUACUGUGGAAAUAUUCAACAAACUUAAUCUGGAACAUAUUGCAACAAGCAGUGCUGUUUCAAAGGAGCUGACUAGACUUUUGAAAAUCCCUGUUGAUACUUACAACAACAUCCUGACAGUUCUGAAACUAAAACAUUUUCACCCGCUCUUUGAAUACUUUGAUUAUGAGUCCAGGAAGAGCAUGAGUUGUUAUGUGCUUAGCAACGUAUUGGAUUAUAACACAGAAAUUGUGUCCCAAGAACAGGUUGAUGCCAUCAUGAAUUUGGUAUCCACCCUGAUCCAGGAUCAACCAGAUCAGCCUACUGAAGAUCCUGACCCUGAGGACUUUGCUGAUGAGCAGAGUCUUGUGGGAAGAUUUAUUCAUCUCCUGCGUUCUGAUGACCCUGACCAACAGUACCUGAUCCUCAACACUGCCCGGAAGCACUUCGGGGCAGGGGGGAACCAGCGCAUUCGUUUCACACUGCCACCCUUGGUUUUUGCUGCAUACCAGCUCGCUUUUCGCUACAAAGAGAACUCCAAAGUGGAUGACAAAUGGGAAAAGAAGUGCCAGAAGAUCUUCUCAUUUGCUCAUCAGACCAUCAGUGCUCUGAUCAAAGCAGAACUGGCAGAGCUGCCUCUCCGACUCUUCCUGCAGGGAGCACUGGCUGCGGGAGAGAUUGGCUUUGAGAAUCAUGAAACUGUGGCCUAUGAGUUCAUGUCCCAGGCCUUCUCUCUGUAUGAAGAUGAAAUCAGUGACUCAAAAGCACAGCUGGCUGCAAUCACCUUGAUAAUUGGGACAUUUGAGAGGAUGAAGUGCUUCAGUGAGGAGAACCACGAGCCUUUGAGGACUCAGUGUGCACUGGCAGCCUCCAAACUCCUGAAGAAGCCAGACCAGUGCAGAGCUGUGAGCACUUGUGCCCAUCUGUUCUGGUCUGGCCGAAACACUGACAAGAAUGGAGAGGAGCUUCAUGGAGGAAAAAGAGUGAUGGAAUGCCUAAAGAAGGCUCUGAAGAUAGCAAAUCAGUGCAUGGACCCUUCUCUGCAAGUCCAGCUUUUCAUAGAAAUUCUGAAUAGAUACAUCUAUUUUUAUGAAAAAGAGAAUGAGGCGGUGACAAUUCAGGUUUUGAAUCAGCUUAUACAGAAGAUCAGAGAAGAUCUCCCAAACCUUGAGUCUACUGAAGAAACAGAACAAAUUAACAAACACUUUCACAACACACUGGAGCACUUGCGUCUGAGGAGGGAAUCACCGGAAUCUGAGGGGCCAAUUUAUGAAGGUCUUGUUCUUUAGAAAGACACUCACUGUACCUGUUUUCAUUUACAUACCAUAUGUUUUUUUUAAGAUAGGUUCCUAGGUUGUGCCUUUCAGAAAUGUCAAGUUAAGUUAACAUUCAUGUGUUCAGUCUGGCACUUCAAACACUUGCGUUGGGUACUCUUAACAAAUUUGAAAGGGUGGACCAGCAACUACAGGUUUCAUCAGUUAGCAUGGCUGAGACUUUCUUUGAAAUCCAUGUGACAUGGUAGGGCUCUUCAGUUCUGAUUUCUCUCCUGUCUAUUCACUGUUGCUUCUGUAGCACUAGAGCUCUAAACUGGCAGUGACUGUCAGCUGAAACUGUGUCUGAUCCUUACAGAGCAUCAGAUUUUUGGGAUUACUGUAUGUCAAAUUCUGCUUGUGCUUUUCUUUUAAUGCAAGUUAAGACUAAGUGUAAUAUUUUUCCCUAAAACUAGAAUAUAUUAAUGCAUGUUUGGAGAGUUUUAAAGUACCAUGUUCAAAAACAGAAGUUAUAUUUUGCAUAUUAAGGCUCUGUGACAUUCAGUGAGGGCCAGUACUGUGCACAGGGCAUAUUUAUCAAGAUAAUUUUGUUCCAAAUAGUAUAAAAAAAAUAGAGAAAUUGCAAUCUAUAUAGAUAUGUAUAACCUUCGUUACUGUAAAUUUAGGGGAAAAUGCAUUACACAAGUUUAUUCAGUAUCAUGAUUUUGCACCAGUGAAACAAUAAAGUUGCUAUUAACACCUGUUGUUUCAUGUCUCUUCAGAGCUCACUGUUGAACCCAAAGCUAAUGUUGAACCUUCUGAUAAAAGCAAAAGAACUUUUCUUUUGUAGGGACAGAAAAUCAAGGCAUAGUUAACCCUGCCAAGCUGGGCGGCUGCUGGCAUUUCUAAUGUAGGAGUUUGUGAUACAAACCCAGUGCUUCUCCACAUGAUGCUGAGGUGAUGUGUGCUCCCAUUUCAGAAUGCUUUUAUGAUGUACCUGGAGUGAGGAAGAAUCCUACUGGAUUGUGUGCCAGAGAGUUGAGUGCCAAUGAAAUGACAAUGCUGUAGGAAACUGAGCAGUAGAGCGUGGCCAGUGGCAGCUCCUGUGAAACUGGUCCAGUCCAUGGGUUAAUGCCAGUUGCUGAAAGUUUUGACCUGUCUGGUUUGCCUUUACUGAAUGUGGUGUUCUAAAGAUAACUGAUUGAAUUGCAUUACUCUUUGAGUGACCACUGUUCUCUGAAAAUGUGUCCUGGCUUGAUUGGAUAGUAAAUUUGACUUUGGUGGGAUUGUUCAAUAAUUUAGUGCUACCUGUUUUCUGAAAAAGGCAAAUACAAUCCUAGGAAACAAUUGCAGAGCAGACAACAAUUAGAUCAUUAAUAUACUAAUGAAUAGUCUGGUUUGGAGGGGAGGAGGAAUGAAUGGGGAGAUAAUUUAAAGGCUUUACUUCCCCAGGGAUAUAAUUAAUGCUAAUUCAAAAAUCUUAACGUUCCUCUGUAUGUGUUGAUGCUGUUCCUUGUAGAACUGUUAAGCUGUUUUGUUAUAGCACAUCCAUAGGAGAAUGUGAUGAUGAUGUUCAUGUGGAUACAUUCAUAGUGUAGGGAUCUGCCUUCCUGGUUUACAGUAUUUGCUGACCAUGUUUGUUUAGUCCUCAGUGUCAGUCCUUGUAACUUAGGAAGUGUCUUUGAAAUAAGUUUUGCAGUUUCAGCUGCAGUCACCCAAAUGUUGUAGACUGGUGCUUUUUCCCCCUCUCCCACUUGUUAGGGCUACACAGUUAAGACUCUUCCACAGCUCUUAAUUACUUUUAUUGAAAGUUUACAAAGUAAACAAUUUCAAAAUACUGCCUGUAAACUUUAAGAUCAAUUGUAUUACCAUGCAUUUUGACUGUGGCAAUAGCCAAGUAGAGCUGUACAGUAACUAUCACUUGUCAGCAAAGGAAAGCGUCUGUUAGGUUAUGUAGUUAGUGCUAGUGAUGGUGGAACAAACUUGUAUCAUUAGUGAUGCUCAAUGUGACACCUUGUGGGACAAAUAUACUCCAAACUCAGGAUCAGUUUGUGUGAGCUGCUCCUGUGGACAGCACAAUAGCAGAAACACUCUUGGGCAGUAGCAAGGCUGUAAAUUGUAACAGACUUUGAGUCAUGCCAGUUAUGAUGCAUAACCUGGGAAAUAGCUAAACACUUCAAGUGAUACUUUCUUGACCACUAAUGACUUGCUGGAUGGAAAGAUUCAAUGGGUGGGGCAGGGGAAAACAACACCUU
Messenger RNA from Corvus hawaiiensis (hawaiian crow), 4753 nucleotides. RefSeq names its product VPS35 retromer complex component (gene VPS35). NCBI's taxonomy places the organism in Eukaryota, Metazoa, Chordata, Aves, Passeriformes, Corvidae. The record is from RefSeq and is a predicted model, not a curated record. Gene Ontology annotation, biological process: retrograde transport, endosome to Golgi; intracellular protein transport. The transcript has 17 exons. Gene Ontology annotation, cellular component: late endosome; retromer, cargo-selective complex; retromer complex. Bases 234 to 2537 code for a protein of 767 amino acids.